Molecule: messenger RNA, 810 nt
Organism: Suillus subaureus
Lineage: Eukaryota; Fungi; Basidiomycota; Agaricomycetes; Boletales; Suillaceae
Product: polysaccharide lyase family 14 protein
Exons: 3
Coding region: 1-810 (269 amino acids)
Source: RefSeq, a predicted model, not a curated record
AUGAAAGACUUAUCUGCAUUUAACGUCACUCACUUCCCCAGCGGGAAGCAGAAUAUCGCUAUCAUCAACAGCAUCUCUGCACUCACCAUUGUACCAGGAGGACUCGUGUAUGCACAGGAUAUAAUCGAGUCACAGAACACGAUAAAUAAACCGAACAUUACUGGCUUCACCACCGCCUUACAACUUGUUUACCCGGCAAACUCCGUCAACCCUGCCAGCAAAUCCCCAGGUGGGGCGGAGUUUUAUGCGUCGCCAUUGAACCUAGGCGAUGCCGAGAAUGUCACAAUGGAAUACAGCGUCUAUUUUCCCGUGGAUUUCGACUGGGUAAAGGGCGGAAAGCUACCGGGUCUGUACGGUGGUCAUACAGGCUGUUCCGGGGGCGCUGCUGCCGAAGACUGCUUCAGCACACGACUAAUGUGGAGGCAAGGCGGUGCCGGCGAACUAUAUCUAUACGCUCCAAAGAGAAAGCAAACGAAGGCGUUAUGUUCUGAUCCACAGUCCGUCUGCGAUUCCGAGUAUGGGCUCUCGAUCGGAAGGGGAUCAUUCCACUACAGCAGAGGGAAUUGGACGACAUUGCGCCAAGACGUCGUGCUCAACACCCCUGGAAAGCAGGAUGGAGCGUUCGCUUUGUUCGUUAACGGGAUGCAGGCGAUCAACCGGACAGACGUAUUUUAUCGCGACGCACCUCAGCAGAAAAAGAAGUCGAAAUCAAAAACCAUCACUUUCUUCGGCGGGCACGGAGACGGCUGGGCCACUCCCAAACAACAGUAUACGUGGUUCAAGGACUUCGCCAUUAUGCGCAACUUUUGA